Boeremia exigua is the source of this 937-nucleotide messenger RNA. Its product is annotated as pectate lyase-like protein. The record is from RefSeq and is a predicted model, not a curated record. The transcript has 3 exons. Gene Ontology annotation, biological process: pectin catabolic process. Gene Ontology annotation, molecular function: pectate lyase activity. Bases 98 to 808 code for a protein of 236 amino acids. NCBI's taxonomy places the organism in Eukaryota, Fungi, Ascomycota, Dothideomycetes, Pleosporales, Didymellaceae. Gene Ontology annotation, cellular component: extracellular region.
CAUCAUCAGCAGUUCAAAGCGUUCUUUACAGUUCCUCUACAUUCUUUCAACAGUCACUCUUUCAGACCACCUUCGCUUCCUGCACGCAUCUUCCAAAAUGAAGGCCUCCACCAUCUUUGCUGCUAUCGCAGCUUUCAUUCCUGCCGUCAUGGCUUGCAACGGUCACACCGGUGGAGUUCCUAAGGCUGUUGGCACAAAGACCAACAAGGCUGUCAUCGAGGUUAAGGCCGGCCAGGUCUUCGACGGCCAGUGGUACAGGUACGACCGCGGCAGCGGUGCUUGCGGUGGUCAGGGUGAGGGAGACUACAAGGACGCCGUCUUCUACCUCCACGAGGGCGCCACUCUCCGCAACGUCAUCAUCGGAAAGAACCAGGCCGAGGGUGUCCACUGCAACGGUGCCUGCAGGCUUGAGUUUGUCUGGUGGGAGGACGUCUGCGAGGACGCUCUCUCCAUUAAGAACGACAAGGCCGGUUCGCAUUCCUGGGUCAUCGGUGGUGGUGCUUACCACGGCUCGGACAAGAUCAUCCAGCACAACGGCUGCGGUACCGUCAACAUCAUCAACUUCUACGUUGAGGACUACGGCAAGCUUUACAGGUCUUGCGGAAACUGCUCCAAGCAGUGCAAGCGCGGCGUCUACAUCGAGGGUGUCACUGCUAAGAAGGGUGGUGAGCUUGCUGGCAUCAACGCGAACUACAAGGAUACCGCUGUCCUCAAGAACGUCUGCUCCGACGCAAAGACCAAGUGCCAGAUGUACAACGGCUGUGCUGGUGGCUGCGAGCCCAAGAAGGCCGGUGUCUGCUCUGGUUAAGCUGGCUCAGCUUUCGAGUGGAGGUCAGCUCUAGGCUCUCUUCGCUGCAGAAUUUGGUGGUCUUGAAUGCAAUCGUGGGCUGAUUGCAGAAUUGGUCAUCUCAAAAUGUACAUAUGUUCGCCCUUUUUG